Scylla paramamosain (green mud crab) is the source of this 5490-nucleotide messenger RNA. RefSeq names its product ATP-binding cassette sub-family C member 3-like. Lineage: Eukaryota; Metazoa; Arthropoda; Malacostraca; Decapoda; Portunidae. Gene Ontology annotation, molecular function: ATP binding; ABC-type transporter activity; ATP hydrolysis activity. The transcript has 32 exons. Gene Ontology annotation, cellular component: membrane. The coding region runs from base 319 to 5016 and encodes 1565 amino acids. Gene Ontology annotation, biological process: transmembrane transport. The record is from RefSeq and is a predicted model, not a curated record.
CGGGGUGGGACACAAAAGCUUUUCAGAAUUUGGUACUUGCAGGAUCCAACGUGACAGAAUCUUGGGUACUCGGAACAGCGCGGAGUCGUCGGCGCAACGUUUGUGAACUGGGGGUCCCUCUGGUCCUUCUGGUUCCCCUGUUACGCCACGUGAUGAAGGGCGAAGAUGCAUGGCAGACCGGCAGCGGUGGGAGUGAUACCCGAGCAUUCACAGAGGCCAGUGUUGCGCCGCCUGUGGACCUGAGCGGACAGCAGAUGCAGAUAGUUGCGUCAAGUAGCAGCAGCGGACAUCACCUCAAUUUCUUGUUAACCAAACACGAUGGGCGGCUCAGAGAACAUCAGUUACAUUAGCUCAGAGGACAUCCUUCUGCCAGGCCUCUGUGAUGAACCUCUGUGGAGUGCUAGCAGGGCGUGGCACACAGAGAACCCUCAAUUUGGGCGCUGCUUGGAGCGAACAGUGUUGCUAUGGGCACCUUGCCUUGUGCUGUGGGUGAGCGCUCCCUUCUACGCUCUGGCCCUCCAGCGGCGGCCCUAUGAUCCUGUCCCUUGGAGCGCCCUGGCCUACACCAAAGUGCUGGUGACGGCCGUGGUGAUGGCGGCGGCGGUGACGGAAGGCAUCUGGGCGGUGACGGGCGGCUACACUACCUCCCUCACCGCUGAUUUUCUGGCGCCUCUUCUGCUUGUAGCCACCUACGUGCUGUACUUGUUAAUGCUGAUGGCGGAGAGGAGGCGAGGGAAGCGCAGCAGCGGCGUCUUGUGGACCUACUGGCUGGUGACGGUGGUGGCCGGGGCGCUGCAGUUCUCUACUGCUGUCACCGCUGUCAUUCACCAGGACGGACGGCUGCCGCUCGUACUGGUGGUCACCGUCAUCGUGCAGUAUCUGGGCCACGUGGUGCUGUUCAUCGCCAGUUGCGUGAACGACGUGCCCUCCCGCCUGCAGGAACUCACCAAGACGCAGAAUCAGAAUCCGGAAAUUGAUGCGUCUUUCUUGAACCGACUAUUAUUCUUCUAUAACCUGCCACUCAUCUGGCGGGGCUGGCGGCGGCCCCUCGUCUACGAGGACCUUCCAGACGUUCUCCCCAGAAACUCGGCGGAGGCUGUGUACAGACGGUGGCGCAGCACCCUCGACAGCAGGAAGGAGGGACAACACUGGGAAGAGUUCAUGGUGGUGGGCAAGGCGGCGACGGCCACAUCGCAGAGCAAAACCAAGGUGUCCCUGGUGUGGCAAGUCUGGCGGCAGAAUCAGUCCACCAUGCUGAUGCUGCUCCUCUCCUGCCUCUUCUUCGAGAACAUCGUCUUCCUCAACCCUGUCCUGGUCGGUUGGCUGAUUGAGUUCAUGGGAGACGAGAGCGAACCAUGGUGGCAUGGAUACCUGUACGCUGUGCUCCUAGUGGCGGUGUGUGAGAUUCGCUCCUUAUUCAAGAACAUGUAUAUCAAAGAUAUGAUGACCAUCACUGUGAGGAUCCGGACGGCGCUCAUGGCUGCGGUGUAUAACAAGGCUAUCUACCUCUCCAGCUCCUCCCGCCGAAAGUUCACAGUGGGUGAGAUCGUGAACCUGAUGGCAGUGGAUGCACAGGUCAUCGGGGACACCUUCCUGGAGCUCAACAACUUCAUCAGCACCCCUUUGGUCAUCCUCUUCACCGUCAGCUUCAUCUGGGCAGAGCUUGGCCCCUCAGCACUGGCAGGACUAGCAGUGAUGAUGCUGCUGAUUCCCCUCAACAGCCGCAUUUUGAGCCACACCAAGGCUCUGCAGGCUCAGGCCAUGAAGGUGACAGACAGCCGGGUAAAGGCGCUCAGUGAGAUCAUCAACGGCAUCAAGGUGCUGAAGCUGUACGCGUGGGAAACAUCCUUCAGUGAGCAAGUGAAGAGCUUCAGGGAUGAAGAAGUCAAGCUCCUGAAGAGGCUGGCGAUGUACAGGUCACUCCAUGUUUUUUUCUUCAACACCACACCUUUCAUUGUCUCAUUGGCCACCUUCGCUACAUAUCUCCUUGUAUCCGAGGAGAACCAGCUGGAUGCCAAAAAGGCCUUCGUCUGCAUAACCCUCUUUGACAUCUUCAGAAUGCCGAUCAUAGUGCUGCCGGAACUCAUCUCUAAAUGUGUCCACUGUGCCGUGUCUAUGAGGAGGAUGGAAAGAUACCUCAAUGCUGAUGAACUUGAUCCGCUUGACGUCAUAAGUGAUCCACACCAGGGCAGUGCUGUGAUGGUGCAAGGUGGCUGCUUUUCAUGGGAGGGCGAUGAGGAGCAGGCGACUUGGAGACUGCAGGACAUUGAGCUGAAGGUUCAUCACGGACAGCUGGUGGCCUUGGUGGGCAUGGUGGGCUCAGGGAAAAGCUCCAUCCUCUCUGCUCUGCUCGGGGAGAUGAAGAAGGAUGCUGGAAAGGUGGUGGUCAAUGGGUGUGUGGCCUACGUUUCUCAACACCCAUGGCUGCAAAAUGCCACACUGCGAGACAACAUCACAUGGGGCCAAGCCUAUGACCCUAGGAGGUACCGGCAAGUGGUGCGGGCGUGUGCACUCCAGGCCGACAUUGACAUGCUGCCUGCAGGGGACCUCACCGAGAUAGGAGAAAAUGGGAUCAACAUGAGUGGGGGACAGAAGCAGAGGAUAUCACUGGCCCGAGCAGUCUACAGCAGUGCCAAUGUUUUCUUCCUUGACGAUCCACUGAGCGCCGUCGACUCACAUGUGGGCAGACACAUCUUUGACCAUGUGCUGGGACCCAAUGGACUGCUAAAGGACAAGGCACGUGUGUUGGUGACCCACGCAGUGACCUUCCUGCCACAGGUGGAUGAGGUAGUGGUGGUGGCAGAAGGAAGGGUGACAGAGCGGGGCACUUAUGCCUCACUGCUCGCUUCAGAGGGUUCCUUUGCUAAGUUCAUGGUGCAGCACAUCAAGGAACUGGAUGAAGAGGAGGCAGAUAUAGAGAUGGAGGCAUUGCAUGACCAGCUGGAAAGUGUGGACAGUAAUAUGAAACUUUAUCGGCAGCUUUCUGACACAAGGCAGUCACUGAAGAGCUCCCUGAGUUACCAGCCAUCAAGCCCAAGCACUCCUCACCUCAACAGCAGCAGGUGGUCAAUGGUCAGCAAGAACAGUGCCUCUGAAGGCAGGCCACAAUUGCAGUACCAGCUCAGCACUGACUCUUCUGUGUCUGGAUUCAUGCACAGCAUUAGGAAUGGAAGCAUCUCUUCCCUUCACAGCCAUGCAGCCAAGAGCCAGGAGGCUAAAAGUCUUAAAGGGAAUGACAACAUUCAGAAAUUAGUAAACAAUGAGGUCUCCGAGACUGGAAAUGUUUCCUUUCGUGUGUAUUUCAUCUACGUGCGGGCCAUGGGAGUGCUGUUCACCACUGUGUCUUUUGUCACCCUGGUAUUGUCUCAGGCAAGCUAUGCAGGAAGCCGUGUCUGGCUGGCUGAAUGGUCCUCUGAGCAGACCAAUGUUACAGACAACACAUCAGCAAGCAGAGACACCUUCCUUCUGGUCUAUGGCGUCUUUGCAUUAACACAGUCAAUUUUGCUAUUCCUGGCCAUCUUGAUAAUAGCACAUUGCACACUGAAGGCAGCCAACACCCUCCACUCUGGCCUCCUCAAGUCUGUGCUUCACCUCCCCAUGAGCUUCUUUGACACAAACCCCAGCGGCCGGAUCAUGAAUCGCUUCAGCAAAGAGAUUGACAAGGUGGACAAGAAGCUGCCGAUGGUGGUGCGCAGCUGUCAGACCACACUCAUACAGGUUGUGACCACACUGGGGGUGAUCAUCGCAACAACACCUGUGGUGGCUUCCAUGGUGGUGCCAAUCAUGCUUGUUUAUUUUGUAAUCCAACGAGUGUUUGUGGCCACUUCCAGGCAGAUCAUGCGCCUUGAGUCUGUCUCCAAGUCUCCUAUUUACUCUCACUUCAGUGAGACUAUAGCUGGUGUGUCUGUAAUACGGGCAUUCAAGAGGCAAGACGAGUUUUUCUCUCAGUCUCUGCAGAAGAUGGAAAACUCUCAGAAGAGCAUCUAUGCCUGUAUUACUGCCAACAGGUGGCUCAGUAUUCACCUGGAGACCAUAGGGAACCUUAUCACCUUUGCCGCUGCCCUGUUUGGUGUUGCUAACCGGCUCACCAUAAGUCCAGGAGCUGUUGGCCUCACCGUCAGCUAUGCCCUCAGUAUCACAAUGCUGCUCAACUGGCUGGUGCGUGUUGUGUCAGAUCUGGAGGCGAGCAUUGUUUCUGUGGAGAAGAUUGAUGAGUACAUGCAGUUGCCGCAGGAAGCAGCUUGGAGGGUUGACCGAAACACUCCACCCUCAGCUUGGCCAGACCAAGGCACCAUCAAGUUCCAAAACUAUGAAACACGCUACCGGCCUGGUCUCAGUCUUGUGCUGCAGGAUAUUACGUGCUCCAUCAGGCCGGCAGAGAAGGUUGGCAUUGUUGGAAGGACUGGUGCUGGCAAGUCCUCUUUGACAAUGGCACUCUUCCGCAUCAUUGAAGCCUCAGGAGGAGGAAUUGACAUUGACAACAUAACCAUUGGCGGGAUUGGCCUGCAUGAUCUCCGCAGUCAGAUCAGCAUCAUCCCUCAGGAUGCAGUCCUCUUCAGUGGGACACUCAGAAUGAACCUGGAUCCUCUCAAUCAACACUCUGAUGAUGAGCUGUGGCAUGCCCUGGAGCUGGCCCACCUCAGUGCCUACAUCCACAAGCAGGUGCUGGGACUACAACACCCAGUGGACCAGGGCGGCAGCAACUUCAGUGCGGGGCAGAAACAGCUGUUGUGCCUGGCCCGGGCUCUGCUGCGGAAGUCCAAGGUGCUGGUGCUGGACGAGGCCACAGCUGCUGUUGACCUGCAGACCGACGACCUCAUCCAGGCCACCAUCCGCUCACAGUUCACCGAGUGCACCGUCAUCACCAUCGCUCAUCGCCUGAACACCAUCAUGGACUCAGAUCGGGUGAUGGUGCUCCAGAGUGGAAGGAUAGCUGAGUAUGAUGCACCAUCAGUGUUGUUAAAGCAGCCAAAUUCACUUUUCUACAGUAUGGCCAGAGAAGCUGGCAUUGUGUGAUUCAGCAGUCUUUCACCAAGUGGCACCUUACUGUCAUCACUUGUAGAUGAUGACAUCCAUCAUGCUGAAAUUAGAUAUUCAUUGCAAGUCUGUAUAUCUUUCCUUAAUUCUUACAACUGCAAAUGAGUCAUGUUCUUGAAGACUCGUAUGUACAAACUUUAGAAGUUCUGCUUUUGUUUUCUGAAAACUGCUGUGGAACAGCUGACUCAUGUAUCUUGCAAUAUAUAUUUACAUGUUAGAGUUUAUUUAUCCUGGUACUCAGUGCAAAGUUUUUAUAUUAUUAUUAUUAUUAUUAUUAUGUUAUUCAGUUCCAUGGUUUUAGCCACAGAACUGUUAGACAUACUGUAGGUACAUACAGCAGGAUAAUAAGAGGCAUUCAUCUGAAUCACGGUGUGAAGUCAGAUAUUUGGUGGUGAGUUGUGAAAACUUGUUGGUAAUUUUAGAAGUCCAUAUUAUAAUAAAUGUCUUCUAGUU